Molecule: messenger RNA, 3206 nt
Organism: Anarrhichthys ocellatus (wolf-eel)
Lineage: Eukaryota; Metazoa; Chordata; Actinopteri; Perciformes; Anarhichadidae
Product: leucine-rich repeat and immunoglobulin-like domain-containing nogo receptor-interacting protein 1
Exons: 2
Coding region: 707-2536 (609 amino acids)
Cellular component (GO): plasma membrane
Molecular function (GO): protein binding
Source: RefSeq, a predicted model, not a curated record
ACCAAGCACCCGCGCGUCCAGAGCCAGGUUGUUGUUGCCAUGAGGACAGCGAAGCAACAGGGAAACCGAUUCUGCAGCAACACGCUUCUUCAGGAGUUGAAUGUUUCAGAAUGGGAGGAUGAAGCUAUCUUGUUAUGACAUGUCUGUCUAUUUCUCUCACAUUGCAGGUUUCAUCUGGAUUUAUUUCUGAGCAACAAAACGUUUUGAAGAUGUACUCUGCUCUUUUGAAUUAUCUGUCUUUGUGCCAACAGUUUAUCCAGUGACAAUUUCAGAAAAACCCACUUGCAAAUGAAAUCUUACAUUUUUUUUUUACAACAUAAUUGUGAAAAUGGAGCUAUCACAAUGACAAGCCCUCCAGACUGAAGAAACGGUGAGUUACAAUACUUGAUUAUCUUUUGCUUCUUUCCACACAAUCACUGUUAUUCUGAGCCUUUUAUAAUACCAUCCACUGUAUUUGAGCUCUUGGAAGCCACAGGCCCCAGCAAAUAACUGUGAUUUCACCUUUGUAUGCUGUUUUCACUCUCGAGCAUGUACGCUCCCAGAGGAGUUCAGGAGGAGUCGGCCUCCAUCACUCAGUGCUCUGGGGAGCUGCUGUCAUCACCAGCAGUCAGACUAUACAGUAUUCCCCAGCUCCAUACCGUGUCGAGAUAAAAUGACCACCUUAAAAAUAUGAAGCUGUGUCUCUCAUAAGCAGGAAGGCAACCAGAUGUUUCAGGGGAUUGCCGUCCACCAAUGGCUGUGCUGGGGAGCUCUCUACCUGUUGGCAGCGAGGGUGGCAUUGUCAUCUGAAACACGCCGGCCAUGUCCACAGUCCUGCCGCUGCAACGCCGUGCUGCAGCAGGUGAACUGCUCCGAUGGCCAACUUACCACAGUGCCCGACAUUCUCCCACAAAACACUAAACUACUAAACCUAACACAGAAUAAGAUCAAGACUCUGGUGCACGAGCAGUUCAACAGUUUGCCACAACUUUUAGAUUUGGAUUUGAGUGACAAUAUUAUGGCAAUAAUUGAAGUGGAAGCAUUUCUCAGCUUGGAAAGACUGAUAACUCUGCGUCUUGCUCGUAACCACCUGAAGAUUAUUCCUGUCGGAGUGUUUGCUGGUUUGCCAAAACUAAAGUUACUGGACAUAAGCAGCAAUGAGAUCCUUGUUUUUCUAGAUUUCACUUUCCGUGAUCUAACUGCCCUGCAGUUUAUUAAAGCGUCAGACAAUGACUUAGUUUUUAUUUCUCAUCAAGCUUUCACUGGCUUAACCAGUCUGCAAGAGUUGCACCUUGACGGCUGCAACCUCACUGCUGUGCCGACAGAGGCGCUCACACAGCUCAGUGGAUUAAGAAGUCUUCAUUUUCACCAACUGGGCCUCGCCACGCUGCAAAACUACUCGUUCCGUCAACUAGAGCGUCUCAAGGAACUUGUCAUUACUCGUUGCCGCUGGCUGGAAACCCUGUCAGGAAACAGUCUCUUUGGCCUAAAUCUUACAUCCCUAACCAUUAAACACUGUAAGCUCAGAGCGGUCCCCUACAUCCCUUUACAUCAUCUUGUAUAUCUUGUAUACCUUGACCUUUCUUUUAACCCAAUCACUGACAUUCAUGGGAACCUGUUUGGAGACUUGCUCCGGCUCCAAGAGCUCCAUCUGGUAGGCGGCUCAUUGCUACGUAUCGAAAUCGGAGCAUUUAAGGGUUUGGCUCAUUUCAAAUUGCUGAAUGUAUCUAGAAAUCUUCUCACCACACUCGAGGUGGGAGCUUUCCAUUCAGUGGACACCCUAAAAACUCUGGGACUUGAUAACAACCCACUAGCAUGCGACUGCCGUCUGCUGUGGGUGGUGCCAAGGCGACUGAAUCUGGACUUUGGUGGAAAUCCACCGACUUGUACUACCUCAGUUCAAUUGCAGGGACUGUAUUUUCUAGACUUUACUGAAGCUGAGCUACCAGGCCUGCUCACAUGUCGGCAGCCUCGUAUUCUGAACCGCAAACCUCGAGAAGUGAGAGUAGAUCAAGGUGACACGGUGGUGGUUUAUUGCAUUUCAGAAGGUGACCCUCUGCCAUCUGUCACCUGGAUAAGCCCACAGCUAAAACCUCUAUCUCCCAUUGGUAGAAUACGAGUUCUCUCUAAUGGUACGCUGGAGGUUCGCUACGCUCAACCUCAAGACAGUGGUGCUUAUCUCUGUGUGGCAUCUAAUGCGGCAGGAAAUGACAGCCUGCCCGUCAGCCUUCAUGUCCGAGCCUUUCCAUCAUCUUCUAAAAAACUGUUUCGUCUUAAAGGUUGGUUUGCCUUUCCGUCUGCCUCUCCAGGUGUGAAUGGAAAUCAGAAUAUCCCAUUUGAUGUCAAGACAUUACUGGUAGCUGCAACCAUUGGGCUUCUUUCAUUUUUCAGCUCUGUCAGCAUAUGUUUCAUCUUCAUGUUCUUCUGGAGUAAGAGUAAAGGCCAAUUAAAGCACACAGCCACGAUAGCAUACGUCCCGCGAAGCACCGUGUCAAGUAGUAACGGAGGGAAAGGCAACUAUAUGGAGCCAAGCAGGUUCACCAUGAAACUAAUAUGACUUUCACGUGGUAUGACUUGGUGCAUUCAAAUGUAAAACUUGUAUUUAAAUUUACAGAGACAGAAUUAAUUUAAUUUUGGAGCGUGUCAACUUGUUUCCAACAGAGGCUGACUGUUGAUUAAUUCAUAUAAAUGUAAGCAUGUUAGCUAGAACCCAUAUUAUGCAUAGUAAGUAAGACAUACAGUGAAUUGUGCUGGUAUAAGCCCUUCUGGACAUAACUAGGACUUAAGUUACAUUUUAGGAACAUCUAAACUAGCGGGGGACAUAAUUGAUGAGCUUUUUUUUAUGCCUGUCUAGCUCCACUAUAACAAAGCCUGAAUGUAAAGCAACUACAGUAAGCAAUAUUUAAUUAUGCAUGUAACAUGAAGAUAUGUAAAGUUGUUUAUGCCUUUGUUGACGUGUAUAUAUAUGGAAGCAAUUUAAGAACUUGUUGGUUUUGUACAUUUAGUUUGAAAUAGUCGAUUUUUUAAUUGAAAUUAUUACCUCAGAUGUUAACCAUGUUAACCUUAUAUUAAGGUUAAUGUACACAAUAUUUGCAUAUAGCAUGCCAUUUCUACAUAAUUCUAUUAGAUAUUGUUUGCUAGAAUACUAGAAUUGGCACUUACUGCUGUACUCAUUAUUUAAUGGAUGUGUAGAAUGUGUGUUUUCAUUAAAUUCCCAAAUAAAGCUC